AGACGAAGAUCGAAACACGUACGGCGCUAAGCUCCGCCCUCCUCCCAAAAACUAUCCGACAAAGACAGAAGCCGAAACGAAACCUAACCCUAAUUUCUUUUCUCAAAUCCCUAAAGAGAAGAACGAAUCCUCUCUUUCUUCCUCGUCUCUACCCCUUUCAUGUCUUCUCAACUCCACGACUCUCAUCCAGGGUUGUUGGUGCCUCAAACCCUAGAUUUUGAUUUCUCUUUUGAAUUUUCUCAUACUUCUUUCGUUUCGGAUCUCUCUCUGAAUCAGAUUGCGUCUUUUGGGCUCUUGUUGUUGUGCUGCUCUUCGAUUUCUUCUCCGCUGCGUUGUAUGUGCCAAAUAUGAGUGAAAAGAAGGUAUUUGUGUUUGGAUCCUUUACAGAACAUGAAACCCGGUCAUUCCUUGAGCAGAAACCCGUUAAGAAUCCUCAGAAUCAUAAAGACAAGUCUGUGGGAAGUAUACAAUUCGGCUCCUUGAAUCUUGUUGCCGAAAAUUCUUCAGCAAAUACUAAUGGCGAGUUGAAGAAAGGUCAAGCUGUUGGGACUGUUAAAUCUCGUCCAACCAGCUCUCAAAAGAGACUAGAUGCUUCCAUACCUGUCAGCUCUGAUAAGAUUGAUGAUAAUGAUGCAACGCUCCCAAGAAAAUACUCCCCAAGAGUUCCAGAGCAUGUUGGAGAAAAUGGAAUCAUGAAAGAGGUCUCUGAAAGAAAAUCUCUCAACAAUGGUGUGGUGGUGAAAACAGAUCCCAUUGGUGUGGAUAAGUUGUGCAUGUCAGAUGGUGAAACUGAUUCUUUGUAUAAAGCUUCAAGCUCAAAAUUCCAAGCUCUGGAUAGUGAAAAUUUCUCAAGUGAUUCUUCAUCUGGCAGCAUACCAAGUAAGAAACACCAGAUGGUUCCUACUGAAUCUGUUCCACCUGUCAAAGACUUUACACCUAGAGGGUUAAUAAAUGCUGGGAAUCUGUGCUUCCUCAAUGCAACAUUGCAAGCAUUGCUUUCAUGUUCUCCUUUUGUGCAGCUCCUCCAAGGAAUACAACUCCAAAAUGUUCCAAAGGCGGAGUCUCCCACCUUAGCUGCAUUUUCCGAGUUCAUCUCUGAAUUAGAUGUGCCAAGCAGUUCCAGCAUCAGAAAUAAUGUUACCGUUGUUGAGGCUGGUAGAUCUUUUACUCCUGCCAUGUUCGAGGGAGUCCUUAGAAAGUUUACCCCAGAUGUACUCAACAACAUGUCUGGCAGGCCAAGGCAAGAAGAUGCUCAGGAGUUUUUGAGUUUUAUAAUGGACCAAAUGCAUGAUGAAUUGUUGAAACUCAGGGAACAGUCCCCCAAAAUUACUGCUCUUAAGUCAUCGGUUGUUUCUUUACCCAAUGAAGACGAUGAAUGGGAAACAGUUGGACCCAAAAACAAAUCAGCUGUGACAAGAACACAAAGCUUUGUUCCAUCUGAGCUCAGUGAUAUAUUUGGCGGACAGCUAAAAAGCGUAGUGAAGGCUCAAGGGAGCAAAGCUUCUGCUACUGUGCAGCCAUAUCUCUUACUUCACCUUGAUAUUCACCCGGAAGGCGUGCUUAGAAUAGAAGAUGCAUUGCUGUUGUUUUCUGCCCAAGAAGAUCUUGAAGGAUAUAAAGCCUCGGUUACUGGGAAGGCUGGUGUAGUGAGUGCUAGUAAGUCGAUCAAGAUACAGAAACUCUCAAAGAUAAUGAUACUACACCUAAUGCGUUUUAGCUACGGAAGCCAAGGGAGUACUAAGCUACAUAAACGCGUUAAGUUUCCCCUCGAACUCAACUUAAGCCGCAGCCUUCUAGUUUCUCCAUCCAAUGAGAGUUUAAAAUAUGAACUUGUGGCAACCAUUACCCACCAUGGAGGGGAUCCUUCAAAAGGGCACUACACCACAGAUGCUAGACGAAAGAACGGUCAGUGGCUAAGGUUUGACGAUGCCUCGGUGACCCCCAUAGGGACGAAACAGGUGUUGCACGACCAAGCUUAUGUCCUCUUCUACAAGCAAGUGUAAGAGAAUCAGAGACAGCAAAUUUCUAUGGUCGGAGAAAGGGGAGAAAAUUUACUCUCGGCUUAGUCUCAGGUCUAUUAAGUUUCAGUCACGAUGCUAUAUACUCUGGUUGUCAUAUUAGAACUCUGAAAGAAGGAAUAUCGAUAGGUAAAUAGUUUUAGAGUACCUUGGUUUACACUGAAAGUUUUGUUAUGAUUCCUUGAGAUGGGUGUUUUUUUAAAUCUGAUUUUAUUGUUACUUCAUAGACUUAUUAUUCGAAAA
Capsella rubella is the source of this 2261-nucleotide messenger RNA. RefSeq names its product ubiquitin carboxyl-terminal hydrolase 24. The transcript has 8 exons. NCBI's taxonomy places the organism in Eukaryota, Viridiplantae, Streptophyta, Magnoliopsida, Brassicales, Brassicaceae. Gene Ontology annotation, molecular function: cysteine-type deubiquitinase activity; cysteine-type endopeptidase activity. Gene Ontology annotation, cellular component: cytosol; nucleus. The record is from RefSeq and is a predicted model, not a curated record. Gene Ontology annotation, biological process: protein deubiquitination. The coding region runs from base 348 to 2003 and encodes 551 amino acids.